Messenger RNA from Suillus paluster, 1465 nucleotides. RefSeq lists its product as uncharacterized. The coding region runs from base 124 to 1026 and encodes 300 amino acids. The record is from RefSeq and is a predicted model, not a curated record. NCBI's taxonomy places the organism in Eukaryota, Fungi, Basidiomycota, Agaricomycetes, Boletales, Suillaceae. The transcript is spliced from 2 exons.
UAUAUAUCGUCAAGCUAUCUACCGUCAACUUCAAAUCGAAAUCGUCAACAACUCGCGCCAUCCUUCUUGAACGCGGUCAAAUACAAUAUCAAUCGUCACUUUCUAACUCUCAAAUUCUUAUAUAUGGGUCACAAGGUUUCACAGCCAAGUGCGGCGGAUCUUUCUGAGAUGGAGCCAUCAGGCUCGAGUAAUUAUCAACCGUCUGUCGCGGACGUCUUCCGAGUAAAACGAUAUCUGCAAUCCAAGCUUCCUACGGAGCUUAUUGACAGGAUCAUCGACGACGCGUCUUACUGGCCACACAGCUCAGUCUACCUCGUGCGACCCUCCACCGUCCCAAUUUACAGGGACGGAAAGCGGGGUGAAGAUGGAAUUUAUAUAAGAUCACUCCCUCUUGGCAUUCACGGCACUGAUCGCGACUUCACUCUCGUCGAGGAGGACUUCGAGGACGGUGGUGCGGCCUGGAUGAAGAACCUGCGAAUGGGCGGAUCGGACGAGUCUUCACCGUCCGCGCUAUCGCAUCCAUGCAGAAAGAUAGAAUUCCAUCUUUGGAGUCAUGACCAAAGAUUGCGCGAGCAGUUUCCCGAGACGUUCAACGCAUCUUACAUAUGGUUCUACGUCAGCAUAGAGAAAUUGCAGACACCCAUAUCUGCAGAUAACGUCGUCGAAUGGCCACCGCAGCUUCUUUUCGAAGAGUGCGACGCAUCUCGUAUUCAAAGCGACACCGCCAAGCCAUUCCUUCCUCCCAGUAUCGCAAUUCGAAAGAAUGUCGCGGCAAAGAGCCAGGGAUCAGAGCACAUCAUUCAUUGGCACUUUCGCGGUGAAAAUGACCAGGAACCCGGCGAUGACAGUGUUUGGCACUUUCUUGAUAAUUCCUUUGACAGGCCAGCCGCCAAGGCCGCAGAAGUGGUUAGACUGUUGCACAGUAUUCAAAUAGGAGAUUGUGUCAGCCUCUGGGCUCACGGUCGGUUUCCCAACUCUGAAGAUAAAGUUCAGCAGGCCAAGGUCACUGUGUAUUGGGCGGUGUAGACAUGAUGGCGUCUUCAAUAUUCAAUUAAUAUCUGCUGGUAGAAUUUUUCGAUCUCGUUCCCUAACCCCCUUACUUACGAGGCGAGCUCGUUUUACAGUACUUGCUACGCAUGUUAUAGAGGAGGGCUUGGUAGAUUAUGUUUGUUGCGAAUUCCAUGUAUAACCACUUUGUUGGAUAUAUCAUACAACCAUCGACACGAGUUAGAAAGUAUUUGGGAUGCAAUGACUUUGCUGCGGGCAACAAUGCCCCCCUCCAUUUCGGAGACAAAAUAAGUAUGACUUUAGUACUCAGGGCCUCCGACGCAACUGGUGCACUAUAUCAUGAAAUGAACAGAGCGAGAAGAUCAGGUGAUAUGGGCGUCUGGAGCAGCUAUAGCAGGCACCCCUAAGUCUGGUUAGUUCAAGCACAAAUCGUCAACUUCGAAGUUGUUAAUUACCG